Myotis davidii is the source of this 1768-nucleotide messenger RNA. Its product is annotated as zinc finger protein 551. Gene Ontology annotation, biological process: regulation of transcription by RNA polymerase II. Gene Ontology annotation, molecular function: RNA polymerase II cis-regulatory region sequence-specific DNA binding; DNA-binding transcription factor activity, RNA polymerase II-specific. Bases 1 to 1272 code for a protein of 423 amino acids. The record is from RefSeq and is a predicted model, not a curated record. Lineage: Eukaryota; Metazoa; Chordata; Mammalia; Chiroptera; Vespertilionidae. The transcript is spliced from 3 exons.
AUGAACUUUGAGGACGUGGCCGUUGCCUUCUCUCAGGAGGAGUCGGGGCUUCUUGAUGAGGUUCAGAGACAUCUGUACUGCGAUGUGAUGCUGGAAGUGUUUGCACUUGUAGCAUCUGUAGGUUGUUGUCAUAAAAUGGAUAAUGAGGAGGCCUAUUCUGAUCAGAGUGUUUCUGUGCAAGGAGAGUCACGUGUCAGGGCUUCUAAGACAGCCCCAGCAACCCAGAAGUCGCAUUCCUGUAAGCAGUGUUUCUCAGUGUUAAAAGAUAUUUUGCACCUGACUGAGUCACAAGCAGAAUACUUUGAGCACAAAUGCUUCUUCAGUGAGGCAUGUCUAAGAGACUUCUGUUUCAGUGAAAACCCUCACCAGCAACAAAAGGAUGUCAGUGGGGAGACAUCCUGCAAAGAAGCUAUGGACGGGCCCUCAUUUGUGACCAGGUGCAGCUUCUACUUCUCAGAGGUGCCUUCAAAGAGCAAGGAGGUUGGGAAAGACAUCCAAGCUCCCUCAGAGCUUCUCCAGCCCCAGGCUUUUCAGAACACUAAAGAACCACACUGUGGCAGUGAGGUUUCACAAGAAUAUCUCAGUGGAAAAGGUCAUCACCAGUGGGGAGAAAGUGAAAUAGCUGCCAGACAGAAACAGAAAGUUGUUGAAUCUCAGGAUGUCUGUUCUGGAGAACUGGUUUAUGAGUGUGACACAUGUAAGAAAGUUUUCAGACGAAAGUUUAAUCUCAUUAUACAUAAGAGAAUUCACACUGGAGAAAAGCCAUAUGAGUGUACAGAUUGUGGAAAGUCCUUCAGUAACAGUUCCACCCUCAUUCAACAUCAGAGAAUUCACACUGGAGAAAAGCCUUAUAAGUGUAGUGAAUGUGGGAAGUCCUUCAGAUAUAAGUCUUAUGUCAAUCAACACCAGCGAGUUCACACUGGAGAAAAACCAUAUGGGUGUACAGGUUGUGGAAAGUCCUUCCGUGAGAGUUCUACCCUCAUUCGCCAUCAGAGAAUUCACACUGGAGAAAAGCCUUAUGUGUGCAGUGAUUGUAGAAAACCUUUCAGAUAUAGGUCUGAUGUCAAUAAGCACCAGCGAGUUCACACUGGAGAAAAGCCAUAUGAAUGUACAGAUUGUGGGAAAUGCUUCAGUAAGAGUUCCACCCUCAUUCAACAUCAGAAAAUUCACACUGGAAAAAAGCCUUAUGAGUGUACAGAUUGUGGGAAAUCAUUUACCCAAAAAUGUAACCUUAUAAGACACCUGAGACUUCACAGUGGAGAAAAGCUUUAAAUGAUUAGGGAAUGUUUCCUUUAUCUUACUCAGAAUAACAACACUGAAAUUGACGUUUCAGUGCACUGGAUGACACCCACCCAGAUGAGGUACAUAGUUAAAGCAGAGUUUAUUCUGCUAUAUUUACGUAUUAUUUAUUUUUCAUACCAACAACUCUAACCCUACAUUUUCCACACUCUACAUUUUCCUCCCUCCCUUUUAUAAUCUGUCUUUCUGACUUUCCCAGUCUUCCAUGCAAUCAUUCAUUUUCCAUCCUUUAGAUUAGUUCAUAUUUUUUAUAAUUUUUUCUGCACUAUAAGGUGUAUACUUUUUUACAAAUACUGCUUUUCUUAAUGCCACAGAUAUUUUGAGAUCCAAUACAAAUUUAUUAUGUGAAUAUUGAAUUUGUUUUAUUGCUGAGUAUUGUGUUCUAUUGGUAACAACUUUAUAUAUUGAGCUCUCUAUAAAAUUGGUUAUUUCCAGAUUUGGGGUAUUAUAAAUAAAUCUGUUUGGAAUA